UUGAAAUUAUAAAUGGGACUCGUGGUGAGAAUGCUGAACUAGUGGAAAGUUUUGGCAGCACAAUUGAAGGUAACCAGAUAUUAUCGCUGGUGGAAUGGUUAAAUUUUAUCGUUCCUUAUUUAAGAUUGCCAUUGGAUGCUUCCGAGGAGGAACUCAGGGCCUGCUUAAUCGAUGGCACUGUUUUAUGCAGAAUUUUAAAUAAGCUAUGUCCUGGUUCAGUUGAAAUGGGAGGGAGUUCUGACCCUGGUUUUGCAAAUAUCACAAGGUUUCUGGCAGCUGUGGAUGAAUUAGGAUUCCCCCGCUUUGAACUGUUAGACCUAGAGCAGGGUUCUAUGGUGCCAGUUUUGCAUUGCCUUAGUGCACUUAAAGCUUCUUUUGAUUUUGGUUUUUGGGGAGAGAACACUAAAAAUCAGACAAAGGCAGAAAAUUAUUUAUUAGAGGUAGAAUCUUUAAAGGGGAUUGAUCGUUCCCAAGGGGAUGUCUCGACAUGUGGACAACAAUCUACUCAAAAUAGAGAAGAUACUGGAGGAAAUUCCAUUGAUUCAACAUCUCGAGUGACAGAUCCAUCAGCUGCGCUAGUACAUCAUAUUGGACAGCAAUUGAAGCAGGGGACUCUUGUUGAUCUCUCUAAUGCUAAGAUUUUGGAGUCAAUCAAAUCAACCAGUUUAGAUAAUGCAUCUACUAGAUCACUUUUCAAUGUUGGGAAUAGGAUUUUGGAUGACAGCAUUGACAGAAACAAUGGUGAUGUACCUAAUCGUGUUGCAUAUCUUCUGAGAAAAGUCAUGCAAGUGAUUGAGCAACGAUUUGCAAAUCAAGCAGUGAACCUGAGAAUUCAAAACAAUAUAUAUAAGGCCCGUGAGGAGAAGUUUCUAUUGAAAAUAAAAGUACUUGAAACCCUCGCAUCAGGGACUACCGAAGAAAAUGAGGUUGUUCUGAAACUGCUUCAGAGUAUGAAGGUUCUACUUGUUCCUAAGAAUGCCAUUUCAAGGAUUAGGUAA
This is a messenger RNA of Prunus mume (Japanese apricot), 998 nucleotides long. Lineage: Eukaryota; Viridiplantae; Streptophyta; Magnoliopsida; Rosales; Rosaceae. The record is from RefSeq and is a predicted model, not a curated record.